GCCGUUUCCCGGCGGAGCCGUCAGCUGACGCCGCCGUUUCCUGGCUGCCGCCCGCCAUGCUGCGGCUCCUGCUCCCGCUGGCCGCCCUGGCCGCGCUCCUCCGGGCGGCGGCUUUGUUGACCCAAGGCAUCCCUUCAUAACCACAUUAUUGACUUCUGGAGACUUCUGCAGAACAGAGGAGAACAGUCAGGAAGCAAAGAUGAUCUCCUUCAAGCAACUGCCCAUUGAAGCCAAGGCUGCAGUGGCUGCAGGAGUGGUUUUCUUCUCCAUGAUGCUAUCACGGAGUUACCUGGCGGAAAAACUCGAUUUCAGGACGCGGCGCUGGCUUCUAAGGCUGCAAAUGGCACUAUUUGCUAACACACUCAUGUUGAUGGGAUCUCUUCAUGUUUGGAGAAGCACAGUCACCACAUUCACCAGGUCUUCAGCUGCCAGCUCCUUCUGUUUCAUGCUGUGGAAAAUAGCUGUGUUCAUGUUUCUAGCUUUGGCUCAUUCAAGCUUCUUUACAUUGCUGUUUCUUGUUGCAGAAGAGCCCUAUUUCUUUUCUUUAGCUGCCUACACUUGCUUGGGAGCCUAUAUUAUUCUCAUCUUUUUCCUCUUCACUUUAGGCUCUGUAGAGCAGGCUUACAAGUUCUUGGCUGGGAGAGGUGCUAAAGCAAGCACUGGCAACAAGAACAGAACAGCACUGAAACCAGUUCUGGCAGUCUUGCUGACUGUUGUGCUGACUGUUGUUGGGCUGUUAAAUGCUUCCCAGCCCCCUACUGUGAAUUCCGUGGAGAUUCCAGUUCACAAGCUGCCCUCAGCAAUGAAUAACCUGAAGGUGGUGUUGCUUUCAGACAUCCACCUGGGGCCCACGGUUGGGAAGACCAAGCUUGCCAUGAUAGUGAGAAUGGUUAAGGCUUUAAAGCCAGACAUCACCGUGAUUGUUGGGGACCUGUCUGAUGCUGAGGCAAAGAUCAUCCGACCUGCUGUUGAGCCUCUUGGAGAACUUGAUUCUCCUUUGGGGACUUACUUUGUCACGGGAAACCAUGAGUACUACACCUCAGAUGUUAGCAACUGGUUCGAGCUCUUAAAAUCAUUUAACAUUCAGCCAUUGCACAACGAGAAUGUGAAGAUUGUUUCACCAAAGAGCACUUCUGACUGGUUCUGCCUGGCUGGCGUGGAUGAUAUUGAAGCAGAUGUGUUGCGUUAUUCGGGACAUGGCAUGGAUUUGAAAAAAGCUCUCAGAGGGUGUAGCAGUGAGCAUGCAAUAGUGCUCCUAGCUCAUCAGCCAAUUGCUGCAAAGUGGGCCCUUCAGGAGAGACCAGACAUAAAUUUAAUUCUCUCUGGCCAUACUCAUGGAGGGCAGAUUUUCCCUCUAAAUGCUGGAGCUUAUCUGCUGAAUCCAUUCUUUGUUGGCUUGUACCAAGUUGGGCAGAAUACCUUCGUCUACGUCAGCCCAGGGACAAUGUACUAUGGAAUACCCAUGAGGCUGGGCAGCAGAGCUGAAAUAACAGAGAUUAUUCUACGUUCUCCUUGAGGAGUUUUCCAUUUGACAGACUUCUAAUUUUUUUUCUUCUUUUUUUCUUUUUUUUUUGGCCAGUAUAUUGGCUCUUCUACUAUGAAAGCAAAUCCUUUU
Messenger RNA from Zonotrichia leucophrys gambelii, 1615 nucleotides. RefSeq names its product transmembrane protein with metallophosphoesterase domain (gene TMPPE). The transcript is spliced from 2 exons. The coding region runs from base 200 to 1516 and encodes 438 amino acids. The record is from RefSeq and is a predicted model, not a curated record. Gene Ontology annotation, molecular function: hydrolase activity. Lineage: Eukaryota; Metazoa; Chordata; Aves; Passeriformes; Passerellidae.